GGCGGCUGGCUCCUUCACGUCCUCGCCAUCCUCUACCUCUUUCUCGGCAUUGCGAUCAUCUGCGACGACUUCUUCGCCCCGUCGCUGGAGAUCAUAUGCGAGAAACUCGGACUCAGCGAGGAUGUGGCCGGCGCGACGUUCAUGGCGGCGGGUUCGUCCGCGCCCGAGCUCUUCACCUCGACGAUGUCUUUGGUAUCCGAUAACGCGACAAACGAACUCGGAGUGGCGACCAUCGUCGGCUCGGCUGUGUUCAACAUCUUGAUCAUCGUCGCCGCCACGGUCAUAUUCUCCGGCGAGACCCACCUCGCCUUGGACUGGCGUCCCGUGACGCGCGACUGCGCGUUCUACGCCGUCUCAAUCGCGUUUGUCAUGGGCGUCAUGUGGGAUGGAAAAGUCUACUGGUGGGAGGGGGUGGUGAGCGUGUGUCUCUAUCUCGGGUACGUCGGAUUCAUGACAAUAAACGGGAGCGCGAUGGAUUGGAUGGAGCGGGUCGCGCGCGGGUUUCGACGACGCACAUUGGGUAACAAGAUCGCGUCGUUCAGAGAGGAGACGCGGGAGGAGACGGACGACUUGGAGAGAUCCGUGGUCGAGCUGUCCUUGUCCCCCGAGGAUGAUAAAGCGGGAGGAAACGACGGGACUGUUGAUGAUGAGGAUGAGGCGAACAACCCGUUCGCCGUUCCCGACGACUGGCGCAAGUACCCCAUGUGGGCGCUGUCCCUUCCUUGGUACGCAGCCUUCACCGUGACCGUCCCGGACUGCGGCAAGACCGGCUGGGAGCGAUGGUACCUCCUAUCGUUCUUUUCCUCCGUGCUGUGGAUAUCCGCCAUCUCCUAUGGGAUGGUCGACGCCGCCGCGGUUGUCGGCUGCGUCCUCGACGUCCCAGAGGUGGUCAUGGGCACGCUCGUGCUCGCCGCGGGAACCUCCGUCCCCGACGCGCUCUCCUCCGUGUCCGUCGCGCAGGCUGGCCAGGGCGACAUGGCCGUCGCCAACGCCGUCGGUAGCAACGUGUUCGACAUCUGGCUCGGCCUCGGGCUACCGUGG
Micromonas commoda is the source of this 1041-nucleotide messenger RNA. Its product is annotated as Ca2+:Cation antiporter family. The transcript has a single exon. The annotation marks the transcript as partial. NCBI's taxonomy places the organism in Eukaryota, Viridiplantae, Chlorophyta, Mamiellophyceae, Mamiellales, Mamiellaceae. Gene Ontology annotation, cellular component: membrane. The record is from RefSeq and is a predicted model, not a curated record. Gene Ontology annotation, molecular function: calcium, potassium:sodium antiporter activity; calcium channel activity. Gene Ontology annotation, biological process: intracellular calcium ion homeostasis; calcium ion transmembrane transport.